GUUUGAUCAUUUCAUCCAAUUCCUUUAGUCCUUCUCAUCUACCUAGUAUCCACAGGCUUCCUACCAAAAUGGCUCCUAUCCACGUUGGCUGCCCACUCUUCGAUUUCCAGACUAUUGACGUCAUUGGACCCUGCGAUCUGCUCAAUUCAGCGAGUAAAAUGCUCCUGGAGGGGAUCAAUUACUACGCCCCGGUCGAUCCAAGUCUUGUGGCCAAGGCACCCGAAUUCGUCUUCCACCAUAUCGGCGAGACCAUGGAGCCGGUGCACCUGCUUACAAGCUCCGUGACCGUCAUCCCCACGGUGGCGGUGGACAACGUCCCUAAUCUGGACAUUCUCAUUGUCGGGGGCGAUAUUCCGGCCAAAACCAAGCUUCCUCCCAAACUGCAGGACCUCAUUCGCCGCCAUGCGGCCUCGGGAAAGUUACUGUUUACGACCUGCACCGGAGCCGCGGUGGUGGCAGCCACUGGCGCUCUAGACGGCCGAAGGGCCACCGUCAACAACCUCGAAUACAACUGGAUUAAGAAGCAGUACCCGAAUGUGAAGUGGACGCAGGAGAAAAAGUGGAUUGUGGACGGCAACAUCUGGACGGGGAGUGGCGCUGUGGCGGGAAUGGACAUGGUCGCCCACUGGAUCAAAGAGACUUAUGGGCUCGACCUGCUGAUUCAGGCAGCAUUAUCGCUGGAUUACGAACCACGCGAUGUGGACGGACUGUUCAAUGUGCUACCCCAGCGGUACGAUUCGACCGGAAACAAGAUUUCCACCCAUGUCUUUCCCGACGAGGUCUGAGGUCACGCGAUGCUGAACCCAAAGUGGCGCAGGUUGGAGGUCGGGGGCACGGAUCACUGGUCAAAUAUUGAAGGAGGAGCCCCUGUCACACUAGAGAGUGUAUCCAUCAGAAAUAGAUC
Aspergillus japonicus CBS 114.51 is the source of this 904-nucleotide messenger RNA. Its product is annotated as putative thij/pfpi. Bases 69 to 785 code for a protein of 238 amino acids. NCBI's taxonomy places the organism in Eukaryota, Fungi, Ascomycota, Eurotiomycetes, Eurotiales, Aspergillaceae. The record is from RefSeq and is a predicted model, not a curated record. The transcript has a single exon.